ACAGAUAUAAACAUAUUACUUCUGAUAGCCACUCACAUUGUAGGGGGUUAUGCGGGACUUCCGUUGCCACAAAAUCAGUUGCGAUGCCGUGUCUGUACAAGAGCUCGAGACUUAUCUGAGUGCGACCGUGUUGCAGUUUGUGACAAGACACUCGAAGAAUGUUACCUAGACAGAAUGGUUUCAAGCCAACACUCAGUUGUAUACAACGGCGGUUGUAGAUCUAAAAGUAUCUGUGCACUUGCAACUUCCAUAGGAAAAAAGAGAGAAGCUCUUACUUGCUCAAGUUGCUGUAACACCGACGAUGAGUGUAACAAACGGUUAUGUGGAAUAAAAGGAAGUGAAGUACAUUCCAAUCAAUGUUAUAUGUGUAGGGAGGGAAGCUCUGGUCAGGCGGCGGUAAGAGAUCCGGCUCAGUGUGUCACGCUUGGUUACUGUCAACCAAAUGAGAUGUGUUCCGUCGCUCAGAAUGACGAUUAUGGACAUGACACAUUUAGUUAUGGCUGCACGAACGCAAUUCCAUGUAAGUUUAUCAUGAAAAAGGCUUAUGAACUGUACAAGGUAUGUGUUGCGAAUGUUUCACUUCCUGAAGCCGGGCAGACAUGGGUCCAGGCAUGUGGCAACAUUGGUAAACGGUCGACCGAACUCUGUCAUGCUUGUUGCGCGGAUAGAAACUGCAACCACGGCACUUGCGAGGGCUUAAGGGAGCGCAUUUUCAAGCUAGCAUUACAAGGAAAGUUUGAUCUUCAGACGCUUAAAGCUAUUCCACAGAAUGCCUAAUUGGUGGUUAAUAUGUGUUCCUAUCCAUUAAAAUAAAUGCUUUCUGCUUUGUAUAUGUGUUCUAGGCUUUGAUUUUGUUUAGUCAUUUUAUUGGUGACCUGCUUGACAGUUACGAUUACUAAAGGUUAUUUUCUUCUCUUUGGAUACGUCCUACCUUUUAUUUUAGGACCCAUCUGUCGUUAUUAGUAA
Mercenaria mercenaria is the source of this 966-nucleotide messenger RNA. RefSeq lists its product as uncharacterized. Lineage: Eukaryota; Metazoa; Mollusca; Bivalvia; Venerida; Veneridae. The record is from RefSeq and is a predicted model, not a curated record. The transcript is spliced from 9 exons. The coding region runs from base 175 to 777 and encodes 200 amino acids.